Molecule: messenger RNA, 2692 nt
Organism: Labrus bergylta (ballan wrasse)
Lineage: Eukaryota; Metazoa; Chordata; Actinopteri; Labriformes; Labridae
Gene: slc39a1
Product: solute carrier family 39 member 1
Biological process (GO): zinc ion transmembrane transport
Cellular component (GO): plasma membrane
Molecular function (GO): zinc ion transmembrane transporter activity
Source: RefSeq, a predicted model, not a curated record
CCACCGUAGUCCAAACAGCGCAGCCUAUGCUUUCCAUAUAUAAUACUAAGGUUGUUGUUUUCUCAGUGAAACUCUUGUCGUCUUGGGGUUAGCAAGCUCCGGUUUGCUUCAUAGCGUAUCAAAUGAUAGUACAGUUAGUUAGUUUACCUCAUUCUUCUGACAAUUAAUGCUAAAAAAAAAAAAAAAUGGACUACUUGCUCGGAGUGAAAGUAGGCUCUCUGUUUGGUUUGUUGUUUUUGACUCUCCUUUUUGGAUUUAUCCCAGCUCGAGUCCUGUGGUUCAGGACACAAACGCGACAGAAAUCCAACGGACAGUCCUGAGUCUGAUUAGCUGUUUUGCUGGUGGUGUUUUCCUGGCAGCAUGUCUGCUGGACAUCAUUCCCACUUAUCUGUCCGACAUCAGCGUCGAGCUGGAGGCUCGGAGUGUGGAGACCAACUUCCCCCUUCCAGAGUUUAUCAUGGCAUCUGGCUUCUUCGCUGUCCUCAUCCUGGAGAGGAUAGUCCUAAACUGUGGGGGGGUGAGAGGAGCUCAGGAGGAGAGGGCGCCUCUGAUACAGGACCACAGGAACGGUCAUGGACACGGGCACAACCCUGUAGCGGACCCUGAUGUGGAGGGCAGCAGCCAACACGUCCACGUUGACUUCAACGCUCACUCCCCUUUUCGUUCCUUCAUGCUCUUCUUCUCCCUCUCUAUCCACUCGAUAUUUGAGGGCCUAGCUAUUGGUCUGCAGAGCACAGACUCAAAGGUUUUAGAGCUCUGUGUCGCUAUACUUAUCCACAAGAGCAUCAUCGUGUUCAGCCUAUCUGUGAAGCUGGUCCAGAGCGCCGUCAGUCCGUUAUGGGUGGCUGCUUACAUCGGAGUGUUCGCCAUGAUGUCACCCAUAGGCAUCGCCAUCGGCAUCUCUGUAAUGGAGGCGGGGCUAGCAGCUGGAGCACUCAUCCAGGCCAUCCUCGAGGGGCUCGCUGCAGGGACAUUUGUUUACAUCACGUUUAUGGAGAUCCUCCCACAUGAGCUCAACUCCCCUGGGAGACAGAUUAUCAAGGUGCUCUUCAUCCUGCUGGGCUUCAGCGUCAUGGCAACUUUGACGUUUUUGGGCUGAGACUGAGACCAGGUGGCAAAUCAGCUGGCGCCCGUGUCAGGAUGUGACCUGGGCGCUUUGUGCAAUCUACUGCAGCAAAGAAGUAGAGUUACUUUUGCACUGUUACAUCCAGCUCUGGAGUCUUUAAUCGUAAAGGCAGCAUGACAACAGAUGGUGGUUUUAUCACUUUUAAGAUACUUUAAAAACAUUUGUUAAAAGAGGAUUCCCUAAUAUCAUGUAUUGGGUUGAAAGGAAAGAGGAAACACGUAAAGCUAAGGCAAGUUUGUUGAACCACUUCGAGAAGCACAGGGAAAAGAUCACUGUGUCUACUCAUUUACCACUAUCCGUGUUUUCAAACAUGCUUCUGACCUGCAAACAAAAGCACAAUCUAACCUUUAUCCAGGAAACCUCUGGAUACAAAGGGCAGAGUUGUACGCAUAUGAUACCUUAUAAUUAAUUCAAUCACACUAGUAUACAGGCACCACCAGAUUUUUAAGGUUUACAUUUAAUUGUAAUGAAUCCAAACAAGAAGCUUCCGCACUUUGGUUUUAGUGUUUUACUUGGUACGCCCUUCACUACAGACACAGCUUGACGGUUGGCCUUAGUGAAUUGUUAUUUUUAAUGCCGUUUCUACUGACACAAGUUGAUUUGCUUAAUACUGACAGUUUAGCUCAAUUCUUUUAGUUGUAGGUUUCACUAUUGUAACACUUUUAUGCCUCAUCUUUACUAACUGAAUGAUUGAUCAACAUUUCAGGCAGUCCAGAUCACUAGUUUGUACAUGUAAACUGAUUCCCUGGUGCCUUAGAAAGUUGAAUGCCAAAAUAAGAGAGAAAAUGUUUGAUUCAUUUUUAUUCUGUUUGCACUUUUAUAAUAAAGCUUCAGUGGUUAUUACCACAGAUGAGAAAGAAUGACAUGUAUUUGGCUGUAUUUAAAACUGCUCAUCCCUGUUAUUUACAUUCUAUUGACCUUUGCCUGUGUUCAGCCUUUUCUGUUUGCCACAAUGUUCACUCCAACGCUCAUUCUUUUACCAGCAUCAAGAUAUCAAAGCAAGCAGGACAACACAUUGGGUGCUUUACUGCAAAUGUUCUUGGUUUAAGGGCAAAUACGGUACUUUUAAUGGCCCAUAUUUAUAAUUUGAUAAUAAUAAUGUAUGCUUUUUAUAUGCUAAGUAUUAAAGCAGUGUGAAAAUACAUUUCAAAAGUAUGCACAGAGUUAAAAAAGGUCCAGUUUGUCUGUGCUUUCAGCCUGCUUACACUCAAUUCAACUAUUAUGCUAAUUCCAUCACAUGCAGAUUAUUAACUGUGCUCAGUCACAUUUCCUGUUUUAGUCCCUCAUGUGAGGGUCUGAUGGUUUCAUCAACAGAACAAAUAGCAGAAGUUGGAGGUUAUGGAUUAUUUGUCUCACAAAAAACAUGCAUAUGUCAGCAAAAACAUUUUUUUGGGUAAUACCAGUUUAAAUGGGCAUGCACAUACCAACAAAUGUCUUGUGCAAUGUUAGCUAGCUAACUGCCAUGUUAGAUAGGCUAUUAAAUGGUGUAAUGACAUUACUUGAUGUAUUACUGAAUAAGUUAUCAGAUGUGUUUUGUAACAUAAAAUUUGGCCUGAUGUCCCACUG